Messenger RNA from Suillus clintonianus, 852 nucleotides. RefSeq lists its product as uncharacterized. Gene Ontology annotation, molecular function: tRNA 2'-phosphotransferase activity. The transcript has 4 exons. NCBI's taxonomy places the organism in Eukaryota, Fungi, Basidiomycota, Agaricomycetes, Boletales, Suillaceae. The coding region runs from base 1 to 852 and encodes 283 amino acids. Gene Ontology annotation, biological process: tRNA splicing, via endonucleolytic cleavage and ligation. The record is from RefSeq and is a predicted model, not a curated record.
AUGGAUAUCACACAAGAGCUGAAAGAGGCGGACAAGAAUAGGAAGAAGGGUCCAUCUUCAAAACUUAGGGGACACCCUCGUGAUGAUCCACGGAUACGGGUGUCGAAGAGCCUGAGCUGGCUGCUACGACAUGGUGCAAAAAACGCAGGAUUAGACAUGAGAGAAGAUGGGUAUGCCAAAGUCACGGAUGUCCUCUCGAAUCCCAUGUUCAGAGAUGUCAACUUCUCUCAGUUGCAAGAGAUUGUCAGCAAAGACCAAAAGCAGCGAUACCACCUUCUAUCAGAGCCUCGGUCAUCUGACUCACCGUCUGACAUAUGGUGGAUCAGAGCGAAUCAAGGGCAUUCCUUGAAGACUGUCACGCUGGACAUGCAGCCUAUCACAUCUGCAUUGGAUGUACCAAUGGCUGUCCACGGCACGACGCUUGUUGCCUGGCAGUUCAUAGGUAAAUUCCUGUUCAUGAGCUGGUUUGUCCUUUUAACACACAUGUCAGCUACGCAAGGCCUAUCCAAAAUGAAGCGAAAUCACAUCCAUCUUGCCCAAGGCAUUCCGGGAGACAGUGUCAUGAGCGGGAUGCGUAACUCUUCACAAAUUUUGAUUUUUGUUGAUGUGCAGAAAGCCCUUGAUGAUGGCAUUCCGUUUUACUUGUCCGCCAAUGGCGUCGUCCUGACAGAUGGCAAUGAAGGAUUCCUGUCACCAAUAUAUUUCCAGCGGGUGGAGUUUGCCAAGGAUCGCUCACCGGUACCGGGGUGGGAAGGCGCAGGGCCAGUUAUACAGCGAGUAUCGCUCGCUCAGUCCUCACCGUCCGAAGAUCUUAAAGUUACACAGUCAAAUUCAAGUACAAGCGAAACAUAG